CCGGUGCGGCGGUGGCCAACUCAUAAGCAAAUUGAAUUCCUUUAGAACCUCUGGAAUCUGGAACCUCUCAUAUGUCAUACGCAAAGCUCGAAUUGCAGAAGCUCGUUCCAGGAUAUGCUAAAAAUGGUCACGCUGCGGAAGCAGUAGAGCUGUUCAAAAUAUUGGCGAUGAAGAAGGAUAUGGAGCCAGACUCUAUUACUUUGAGGGCUGCUAUUCUAGCCUGUGCCCAAGUUGGUUCACUUGAUCUGGCAAGAUGGAUGAAUGAUUAUGUCACUAUAAGUGAUUGCCGGAAUCAUGUAUUUGUUAAAACAACACUUAUUGAUAUGUAUGCCAAAUGUGGAAGUCUUGAAUUAGCUAGGGAAGUUUUCAAUAGGAUUCAUGAUAAGGAUGUUGUUGUUUGGAGUGCCAUGAUCGUAGGAUAUGGGUUACAUGGUUGUGGCGAAGAAGCUAUUGAUCUUUAUUAUGAGAUGAGGCAAGCUGAAGUGAGGCCCAAUGAUGUCACUUUUCUUGGCCUCCUUAUGGCUUGUAAAAAUUCAGGUCUUGUCAAAGAGGGAUGGAAGUUGUUUCAUAGCAUGAAAGAUUAUGAUAUAGAGCCUCUUCACCAACAUUAUGCUUGUGUUGUUGAUCUGCUUGGACGUGUUGGGUACUUGGCAGAAGCCUACAAAUUCAUUGUUAGAAUGCCCAUUGAACCAGGGAUAACAGUUUGGGGGGCCCUUCUGAGUGCAUGCAAAGUACAUCACCAUCUACAGAUGGGAGAAUAUGCAGCAGCUAAGCUGUUCAAGAUAGACCCAUAUUAUACAGGACAGUACGUGCAGCUGUCAAAUCUAUAUGCUGCUGCACGUAUGUGGGACCAGGUUGAUGAAAUUCGCAAGCUUAUGAAAGAGAGGGGAUUGAGCAAGAACUUUGGAUAUAGUCUGAUUGAGAUUAAUGGAAAGCCUGAAGUAUUUCGUGCAGGAGACAGUUCACAUCCAAGAUCUGAGGAAAUCCGGAAGGAGCUUGUUGAUCUAGAGAGGAAAUUGAAGGAGGCUGGAUUUUUCCCAGAUUCUGGAUCUAAUUUGCAUGAUUUAAGUAGUGAGGACAUUUUGGAGAGUCUUUGCAAUCAUAGUGAGAGGUUAGCAAUUGCUUAUGGUCUCAUCUCUACACCAUCAGGAAGCACUCUUCGGGUAGUGAAAAAUCUGAGGGCAUGUGUCAACUGUCACUCCGCCAUUAAGCUUAUCUCACAAAUCACUAAUCGGAAAAUAAUCGUUCGAGAUUCUAAUAGAUUUCAUCAUUUUGAAGACGGAGUUUGUUCUUGUGGAGACUAUUGGUGAAAAUAAUUGCACAAUUUACUUUAACUGUGAUUUGGCUGUACUAGUCCAGAGGAGAUGCUCCAGAGUACAUCCCACCAAUUUUUCGAAGAACUACAAAUUGAAGGACUAUGACUGACAGAUCUGUUGUUGCUGUCAUUUUGUUGUCCAUCCUAGGUUGAAAGAAAACGUUUGAAAUUUGAAAAGUGAUAUUAUCGCACUGCCGCUCCAUUGUGUGUGUCUCUCCAUUGCUUCAGGCAACAAACAGGAAUUCAGCGUCACUGCUGCCUACAAUAAGCCACCUACUACUGCACAGUAAUCUCUUGCAAUUCUUCUUCUUUUCUAAGUUUGCUUACAGCUAAAAUUUGUUAGAAGUUGCAAUAUUAGAUAUGUUAAUGACUUGCUUUUUUGGAAUUUGAACUUUGAAUUUCUUGUAAUUUGUUCCUCGAAAUUAGAGAUGAUGCAAUACAUCAGUGAGUGCACUGAUUGAAUUUAUUAGUUGAUUAAUAAUUUUAUUGGUUCAAUUUUUUAAAUUAACAUGUUAAUUAUCUAACUUUUUACCUAA
This is a messenger RNA of Beta vulgaris subsp. vulgaris (sugar beet), 1851 nucleotides long. Its product is annotated as pentatricopeptide repeat-containing protein At3g12770. Gene Ontology annotation, molecular function: protein binding; zinc ion binding; RNA binding. The coding region runs from base 72 to 1310 and encodes 412 amino acids. The record is from RefSeq and is a predicted model, not a curated record. Lineage: Eukaryota; Viridiplantae; Streptophyta; Magnoliopsida; Caryophyllales; Amaranthaceae. Gene Ontology annotation, biological process: RNA modification. The transcript is spliced from 3 exons.